Messenger RNA from Hypoxylon trugodes, 1586 nucleotides. RefSeq lists its product as uncharacterized. The record is from RefSeq and is a predicted model, not a curated record. Bases 1 to 1515 code for a protein of 504 amino acids. NCBI's taxonomy places the organism in Eukaryota, Fungi, Ascomycota, Sordariomycetes, Xylariales, Hypoxylaceae. The transcript is spliced from 2 exons.
AUGUCGGAUUACCGCCAUAUUCCCGAGGCCAUAUUUCGGUCUGCUGGUGUAGAUCGUAAUAGGUUCUAUGACAAUACUUUCGCUCUUCAAGAAAUGCUUCUAAAAGAGGUUAAGGAUGGUCCCCAACUUAUAUCUGAGGAACCAUCUCGUGAUGCCAGGCUACUCAUUGAAAAUAUGGACGACGAGAGGGAGAAACUUAAUUUAGGAGAGAACCUCUUAGAUUCCUUCGCUCUGAUAUUCGCACAACGAGGGCCUAGAGGGGUUACUGCGACUGCCAUGAAGCGGACAAGUGAAAAUCCGGACGAAUACAAAAUUUUCGUAGCCACGAAUGAUAUUAGAGACCAGUCUGUCAGUAAUCUCGCUGCCAGUAUUGAAAGUUGGUUCAUAGGAGCGAACAGUUACUGGAGAGGUAUCCUCCAGUAUUGUUAUCUUAGUGUCUACGAUAUCUUACAUACGACGUGGAAGGGCGAACAGGAGGACGUCUGGAAAAAUCUCCAAGAAGCUAAGGGGCGGAUCAAAAAGCCGGGUGGAUCCCCAGAUCGUACCCGCGAAUCCGGGGCAGCUACAGAUAUUUUACAAAAAGUCAUAGAGCAUUUGGCGACGCACUUUUCUACUGAGUCAGAUGGCAAUGCCAACGACCUAACUUCAAACUCGGAGGAAAUUGAUCCUAACCGCAGUUCUCAACGUCGCGCUAAUACAGGAUCCAUACCGUUGCAAUUUCUAGAUACUAUUACAGGAUUAUGCUUCCAGUUGAUAGGACUAUAUGAACCAGAAAUGGGGAAUAUAGUUAGAAAUUGCGCAAAGGAUUCAGAUCCGCCUUUCUCCGCGAAGGUACGUGAGGAUUGGAGAGGGAUGCGACUAAGAAGGCCGUGGUGGGAUGAGCUAAAGGAGCUUAUAUACAGGCUUGCAAAUUAUCGUCGAGCGUGGUAUGAUAUAGUUCGGUUCAAGCGUCAUCACAGGGGGGAAGCUUUGAGGAUACUGUACGUAUCUAAUAUAGGCGCUAUGAAUGCAGCUAUCCUACCGGAGACUACUGAAGAGCUGCAGGUAGAUCGCGAGGGGGUUUAUCCCGCUGAACCGUCUCGCCACGACAUGGAGCCUUCAAGAUCUCGAAGCACACCCAUGCUACACUGUGAGAUGAAAAUACUUGAUCUCAUCCUUAGCGACAGACAGAAAGGGGCGUUUUUCAACUAUAUUGGAUGUAACGAGGGGCCUUGCUGGCUUUGCUACCAUACUUUUAAGUAUAUGACGUCCAGGUUUAAAACGAGGAAAUCUCAUUUGAAAGUAUAUAGUUGGAUACCUCCGGAGUUCCAAGGAAGCCACGAACGUCAGGACCAGUUUGCUCAAGUGUUGAGGUUUUUAUAUGAGCGGACAGAGGAGCUGGCAACGGUACUAGAAAGAGCCGAACCUCGGAAGGUUACAUCAGAUUGCCCUGAUUUGGCCGUGGUUUUUAAGUCUCCGAUGACUGGAUCGAUGCUUCACCUCGAAUCUGUGGAUGGCGAUAAGCGUGGGAGUUGAUAAUGGGAUGCUUUACUGAUGUACUACUAAUGAGGCUCGGAUAACACGAUAUUUUGGAUAUCCAACCAAGC